Molecule: messenger RNA, 2019 nt
Organism: Penicillium argentinense
Lineage: Eukaryota; Fungi; Ascomycota; Eurotiomycetes; Eurotiales; Aspergillaceae
Product: transcription factor domain-containing protein
Exons: 3
Coding region: 1-2019 (672 amino acids)
Biological process (GO): DNA-templated transcription
Molecular function (GO): zinc ion binding; DNA binding
Source: RefSeq, a predicted model, not a curated record
AUGGAGCUCACUUGGCUCGCCGAUACCCCUCAGUCGAGGAGUAGGACACGCGCGCUACGAGCGUGUCCCGCCUGUCAACGGCGCAAGAAACGGUGUCGACACUUGACUGCAAGCGCGGAGCCCCCUGACGAACCAGCUCAGCCGCCGCGAAAAAUCAGAGCGCACGCAUGGAAUGGCGAUGCCGGUGAUGCGGAUCGCCAGCGCUCUCAAAUCUCUGGUCCUGCCCCCCGGGCGAGGACGACAUCCGAGGAACCAGCAUUGUCGUCAUUUCCGAGCACAGAGAGAUUCGUGGGCGACCUGAACCCGGAAGCCGUGAUUCGAGAGAGACUCGAUGCUUCGGCACACAGCCCUCUCCGGGAUCGGGUUGGACUAUGGAUCAACUCUUCCGCCCUGCAAGAUGAUACUGUCAAGCCUGACAGACGGCAGACGACUGGCUCGGAAUCUCUGUCUAUUUCGGCGCCACACCCGAUCCUCGACCGUCAAACAGUCACGUCUAUGCUUCAGCAAAGAUAUGCAUCCGCAGUCCAGUCUUGCAAUGAACUUCCCGUAUCGACACGAGAGAAGCUCACGGCAAUAUAUAUCAAGAAGAUCCAUUCGAUCGUGCCGCUCUUAGACAUCGAAAGACUGAAAAGCUCACAUGCGAACGCAUCCUCGUCAGUAUUCCUGGAUCGAGCUAUCUGCCUCGUUGCAGCCAAAGCCCCCUCGGCCAGUCCCUUCCUUCGUCUAGAAGAGGAAGGCCCAGUUCUAAGCUCGCGCCAAUUCUGCUCCGAGAUCUACAACGGCCUCGCACCAGCAAUGGAUGCAGAAUUAGAGCCAGACCGCGUGACUCGUAUCCGGGUGCUGGCCUUGAUGUCGCUGCAUUGCGAGGGCCAUGAAGGAGCCGAGGCUGCGUCCCUACAUCUGUGCCAAGCGAUACACCAAGCUCAAACGGUGGGUUUGCAUCUCGACCGGCCGGGCCGAACAUCUGCAGACCCCCUCACCAGACUAUUCUGGUGCCUGUGGACACUCGACAAGAUGCAUGCAAGCAUCGGUGGUCGUCCGGUCUUGCUGGCUGAUCGUGAUAUUGGCAUUGCCAAAUUCGACACGAAGGUGCCGGAGACGCGAGGCGCAUUUGCAGUUUGGCUGGCAAUUUCGGAUUUGCUUGCAACCGUCAUCUCCUUCUAUCGGCCAUCUGCUGGGAUCACCAGCGGCUGGGAGGAUGGGUUUCCCGCCUUUGAAGAUAUUGUAGAGGCUAAUACUAAUGGAGAUGUCGAUUUUGCGACUUUAGGCUUUCUAGAACUAUAUUAUCACUGCGUUGCCAUCCUGUCCUGCCGUUAUAAGCUAACCGAGAGCCUCGAUGGGACCCGUGUCUCAUCUAUCCGACAAGGACUGGCCGCAGUUCGAAUUCAUUCUAUCGUCGCCGUGGAAUGUGGCGACCGACUGCCACCUCACCCCAUCGUGCCAUACGCCAUUUCACUAUCAAUGGGUGUCUCUUACCGACAGCUUCGCUCCAGCAAGCUGAUUACACAUUUUGAUCGGGCCAAAGCCAGCCUCGAAGCAUGCUGCACUCUACUUGAGAAUCUCAGCCUCUCAUGGUACUCCGCAGAGGCCAUGGCGCGUUUGGGGCGAAAGGCCUUGCACCAGGUCGACCACGAGCAUCACCCACAACCUGCAGACGUACCCCAUGCACCGCCCAUUGUCCGUGCAGGCCCCGCCGAGGCAGAGCCGGCCGCUUUCUCUACGAACACGCAUGAUGUUGUUCCGGCCCCAAGGCCCAUCGAGAUGGAUUCGGGCAUGCCCUUCGCGGCCCCCGUGCCCCUCAUAGGCCCCGAAACCUCGUCGAUGGCCAACCCGCUUCCAUCAGUGCAUGAUCACGACCUCGAUGCGCCGACGCAUGGAUUUGCGGAUAUCGAUACGCUCUUUGGGGAGUUCCUCGAUCUUUCACUGCCGACGAACUUCUGGGACCCCGUCUUUGCGGAGGACCAGAAUAAUACUAGCCAGACAGGCACGGAUAGUCAAAGGCCCUUAGUGCCGGAAUGA